Myodes glareolus (Bank vole) is the source of this 1665-nucleotide messenger RNA. RefSeq names its product neuromedin B receptor (gene Nmbr). Lineage: Eukaryota; Metazoa; Chordata; Mammalia; Rodentia; Cricetidae. Gene Ontology annotation, molecular function: bombesin receptor activity. Gene Ontology annotation, cellular component: plasma membrane. The record is from RefSeq and is a predicted model, not a curated record. Gene Ontology annotation, biological process: bombesin receptor signaling pathway.
GUUGCACUUUUCGAGACACUCGAGUGCAUGAAAACUCCUGCGGGUUCCUUGGAAAAAGAGAUCAUGCCGCCCAGCUCUCUUUCCAACCUCUCUUUGCCCACGGAGGCGAAUGAGAGCGAGCUGGUUCCCGAGGUGUGGGAAAAAGAUUUCCUGCCGGGCUCAGACGGGACCACCGCGGAGUUGGUGAUCCGCUGUGUGAUCCCGUCCCUCUACCUAAUCAUCAUUACGGUGGGUUUGCUGGGCAACAUCAUGCUGGUGAAGAUAUUCCUCACAAACAGCGCCAUGAGGAGCGUCCCUAACAUCUUCAUUUCUAACCUGGCGGCUGGAGACCUGCUGCUGCUGCUGACCUGCGUUCCAGUGGACGCCUCCCGCUACUUUUUUGAUGAGUGGGUGUUCGGCAAGCUGGGCUGCAAACUCAUCCCCGCCAUCCAACUCACCUCGGUGGGGGUUUCUGUGUUCACACUCACCGCCCUCAGUGCUGACAGGUACAGAGCUAUUGUGAACCCCAUGGACAUGCAGACUUCUGGCGUGGUGCUGUGGACCAGUGUGAAGGCUGUGGGCAUCUGGGUGGUCUCUGUGUUGUUGGCUGUCCCAGAAGCUGUAUUUUCGGAAAUAGCACGAAUUGGUAGCUUGGAUAACAGCAGUUUCACAGCAUGCAUACCUUACCCGCAAACAGAUGAGCUGCAUCCAAAGAUUCACUCAGUGCUCAUUUUUCUUGUCUAUUUCCUCAUACCACUUGUUAUUAUAAGUAUUUAUUAUUAUCAUAUUGCAAAGACUUUAAUUAAAAGUGCACACAAUCUUCCAGGAGAAUACAAUGAACAUACCAAAAAGCAGAUGGAGACCCGGAAACGCCUGGCUAAGAUCGUGCUCGUUUUCGUGGCCUGCUUUGUUUUCUGCUGGUUUCCCAACCACGUCCUUUACUUGUACAGGUCUUUCAACUACAAGGAAAUCGACCCUUCUCUGGGUCACAUGAUAGUCACUUUAGUGGCCCGGGUUCUGAGUUUCAGCAAUUCCUGUGUCAACCCCUUUGCUCUUUACCUGCUCAGCGAAAGCUUCAGGAAGCACUUCAACAGCCAGCUCUGCUGCAGGAGGAAGUCCUACCCGGAGAGGUCAACCAGCUACCUUCUCAGCUCUUCUGCCGUGAGAAUGACUUCUCUCAAGAGCAACACAAAGAACAUGGUGACCAGUUCUGUCCUGCUAAAUGGACACAGCGCAAAGCAGGAGAUAGCACUGUGAUUGGAGGCCAUUCAACCCACUCUUGGAAAAUCCCUUACAGACUUUGCUAUUAUUAUUGUGCAAAACGGAACUAAAUAAUUUCCACACGCAUACUGUUCCCUAGCUGAUUCGUGACUGACUCAAGUACAAGACAAACAGUUUUCUCCGAAUAGAAUUUUACAUUACACCACGUACAUCUAUAUUAUGCACACAUAACUCACAUAUAUCUUUUGCUAACAUUAAUUUACAAAUUUCCUGGGAUUUAAGGCAUUGCACUAAGCAACUGUGCCAUAUUCAAAUUCUUUUUAUUUUAAAUUAUAGGGAAUAUUUCCAUACUGAGUCAGUAAUUUGGUGGUAGAUAAUAUUCAAUCACCUAUUAUUGAUAAUAUAAAUUACAUCAUUCUGAUGAGUAAAUUUUAUUUACAACUAGUAUAUAUAUGUAUAUAUAUA